Zerene cesonia (dogface butterfly) is the source of this 1323-nucleotide messenger RNA. Its product is annotated as probable mitochondrial-processing peptidase subunit alpha-2, chloroplastic/mitochondrial. The transcript is spliced from 9 exons. Gene Ontology annotation, cellular component: mitochondrion. Bases 1 to 1323 code for a protein of 440 amino acids. Lineage: Eukaryota; Metazoa; Arthropoda; Insecta; Lepidoptera; Pieridae. Gene Ontology annotation, molecular function: metal ion binding. The record is from RefSeq and is a predicted model, not a curated record.
AUGAUCUGGACCCUGUGCUGGCCGAGCAACCAGUAUGGGCCGUUGCGGGUACAACGUUCAGAAAUGAUGAACGGCAUCAAGAUUGCCGCUGCGAAGGCCAUGGGCAACCAGAUGGCUGCUUGCACUAUUAUGUUUCAGGCCGGUUCCCGCUUCGAGACCAAAGACGAUUUCGGCGUAACCCACUUCCUGAGAACCACUUCCCCAGCUUCCGGCUGCGGGUAUACCGCUUUCUCCAAGAUGAGGGUGCUGCAGCAGGCUGGCGCUCAUCUCACGUGUACGUCUAACAGGCAAUACGUUGCCUUCACGUUGGCCUGUCCCCUGCCUAUGUUUGCUGAUGUUAAAUAUUAUUUGUUGGAUACGGCCGCUAGGAUGUGUUAUAACCAUUGGGAAAUCGGUGAUUGCAUGCCGCAGGUCAGAGAUGAUUUAUUCAGAUUAACUCCAGAACAGCUCUGUAUUGACCUUGUCCAGAGGGCUUGUUGGGCGGGACCCUUGGCCAAUUCUAUUUAUUGCGAGGAAAGCAGGGUAGCAAGCAUGUCUCAGGAGAGAAUGUGCGCGUUUGUUUAUGACAACUUCAAAUCAUCUCAGUGCACCGUCGCGAGCGUGGGGGUGCCUUUUGAGGAAACUUUGGAUAUAGCUGAUAACAUUGAAAUUGCAAGGGUAAGGCCACCAGACCGCCCACAGAUGGUUUCGAGGCCUAAAGCUGGAUUUGAGUACUAUGACUUAGGAGCUUGUAAAGAUACUUGUAUUGCAGCGGUCGUACCCAGCUGUGGAACUUAUGAUGUGACGGACCUUUUCAAGCAUGCAAUAAUAGCGUCUGCAUGUGGAACUGGUGACAUGAGUUCAGGCCAGCACGAUCUUGAUCAUACUCCCCAGGGCCCGCUCGGCCUCAUGGCUGGCGAAGACAUCUACACCAAAUUCAGAGCCUUCAACAUAUCGUAUAUGGAAACGGGAGUUUUUGGUAUAUUGUGCAACACUCGUGCGCAGUCAGCCUGUCAGAGCGCCUGCGCACUCAUUGAGUUUCUCACAAGUGUUGGUGCUUUGGACUUUAAGCAAAUUGAAAUAGGGAAGAAGAGAUUGAAAGUUAAUUUAGCCCUUCACGAAGAAGACGCAGCAGCGGCGUCUGAAAGCCUGGCGCUGCAGCUCGCUAACAACAUUCAGUUAGACAGCUUGGUCGACUGCUUCGCUAUGAUAGACGCAAUCAGUGUUGAUGAGAUAUCGUGUACUGCUAAAUGCUUGUCUACUAAAAUUAACGAGAUGGCAAUUGCUGUAGUCGGUGAUGUCGGUGCUGUUCCUCAUGACAGAGAGAUGUUAAAGUUUAAUUAA